UCUCAGUUUUUUUUUUAAGUUCAAGCUGAGUACAUUUAACUUAUAUCCUUUCUUUCCUUUAUAAAACCGAUCGACUCGACAAACAUUAAGGGCGAUUGGAGUGGACACAGCACAAAAGACAAAGAGAAGGACAAUCACACUUCUCGCUGUCCAGUUGAACUGUGAAUAAUCCAUCAUCCACUAUUGAAUGAUAGKGUAAAACGUCAUUUACUGGAAAUAUAUUCUUGGAUUGUUUGACAAGGUAUAGAAAACUGGAAACCUGACAAUAUCAAUUUUAAAAGUCGUAGCUCUCUGCUCGUAUCAUAGGCGUAUGAUUUUUGGCACCUUCUUUGCAUCGUCUUUGGAUUAAAGUAGCCACUGUGUUAAGUGGAAAUACGGGAGUGAAAGCAAGAAAAAACGAAGUAUUUUACACUUUCGAAUUUGAUUGUUUAAGACAUCCGUAGCUCACUUUCCAGACAAGCUGUAAAUUCUGCACUGCAGGUCUCAGAGUGCUUGAAUGAAAAGUGCAGGAUAUCAGAGAAAGAAAAAUAACAUUGAUUAUUUGAUUUUUCCACGGCUUGGAGUGAACAUAAUUGAAAAUCGAUCACAUGAUGUUCCAAGAAACUGAAAAAACGAGUCAAAUUUGACAGAGCGAAAAUAUAACAUUUUGGUUUUCAAAUUGUGUAAAUAAGAACUAAUUGUGCCACCAAUCUUUUUUCAAUCUUCUUCAAACAAACACAGUUAAGUAAGUGUAACUCAAGGAAAUAUAAUAGCUAAACAGUUAGGCCAUAAAAACGGCAACGAAAUGGCACUUGUCACCGCCGACGCUAACUGGACGAGUCUUCCAAGUCCUGUUGAUGAUAAAUGUGUGGUUCCAUUUGCUCAGGGGAUCGCCAUUGCUGUYAUCAACCUAUUACUAGUUAUAUUAGGAACAUGUGGAAACCUUCUCAUCAUCUUCGCUGUUCUCAAAACKCCUCGGUUGCGCAAAAGAGUGUCCAAUUUCCUUCUUUUGAGCCUGGCAGUGGCGGACUUGUUAGUGACUGUACUUGCACAACCUUUGCAUGCUAUUUCAAUGUCGUUUAAGACAGUUGAACAACGUUGCAUCCCAGAAGUAGACUUUGCGUACGAUAUCGCGGGGAAUUUCUCUUUCUUCUGCUCAGUCUUCCAUCUGUCAGCGAUAAGUAUCGAUAGGGCGCUUGUAGUCACAAAACCUCAUCAGCACCAUGACAUGAUGUCCAAAAGAGGCUUGAAAAUCAUGCUAUCGGUUUGCUGGGGAACAGCGGCGGCGUAUGUCUGUCUUCGAGUGCCCUUCGCUUCCACUUUGAUGCUAUCAGUUGCAGUUCUCGUAGCGAACUACAUCAUCAUCAGUGUUUCCUAUUCAGUGAUUCUCUACCACAUCACACAUGAGAAGCCCAUUGAUCCACUAGCUCCAGAGUCGCGGGCUGCCUCGAGAGACGCUCGCAUAGAGAGACGAGUUGCGGGAACAAUAUCCAUAAUCAUCCUCUUCUUUUCCAUAUGCAGUCUUCCUCUUCUUGGUGUCUACAUCACUGCCAAGGAAGGUGUACUCAGGAACAUGGGGAGCAUCACAUAUAUGUGGGUUCGUACGUUGGCGUUGUCAAACUCGUCCAUGAAUUUCAUCGUGUACAGCUUUCGUAUCCACCAUUUUCGUGCCGCCUACCUGAAGAUUUUAAGARGCAUAUGUCAAAAACCUAGACGUCUCUUUAUUAACUCCAAACCCAGCAGUUCUUGUGGUUCUACAUUGAGUAGAAAUAGGAAUAUGAUGGAACUUGGCUGCCCUACUGAGGGAGGAAAGACAACCAGUUAUAAUCUGAAAAGCUCUAAUACAGCUAGAUUGAGCAGCAGCUGUAAAAAUGAAGAUAGUUGCAAAAAUAAUGAUCAACUUGUUUAACAUUGCCUUCUUCAAAAUCACGUUCAGCUCUAUAUCAAAGAUUAUAAGAGCCCUUGAAGCAUUUUAGGGAUAUUUUUUGGUAAUCUAUUCGCAUUCUUCUUUGUACAGCUUUUGAACUUUAUAAUGAUAUAAUGAUGAUUUGAUAAAGAGAUAUAUCAUUAGUCCUUUUUGUAAAUUGACUAGUCUUAUUAUUGUAAAUAUAAACCAGUUGCCGGAUGCACAGAAACAAAAAAAUUCGCGAAGGAGACAACUGGUCGGGAUAACGGCCCGGGCACCAAAUUUCGCUACGGAUAAAACUGAGGAAGAACGAAGAUCUUUUUUGACAAGUUGUCGCUAAGUGAUUUACAGAAACUUGAUAUUAUGAAGUGGAGUUCUUUCCAUGUUACGUAAGAAAUGUUUUACGCGAAGUAUACAUAGAAUAUAUUAUAGAAACACUCGGAAAGGGUUCARUUGUAAAAUUAACGCAAGCUGGUUCGAGUAUAUUUUCAAAUAAGCUUUUCUAAGGACCUGGAAGCUCUUAAAAAUAUUUGGAAACCAAUUUAAAAAUAUGCUGYAUGAAAGCUAUUAAAACGACAACUCAUAUACGUUUAAAUAUUCUGUAAGGAAUUAUAGUUAGUCAACUACUUCGCGGAGAAAGCGAAACCACUUUUUCUUUUGUAAAGAUUUACACUUGAUAUGUAAUCAAAAAUAGAUAUUUUGUAAAUAAAAUGCGGAGUCGACUUUCAAAUAAUACGUUGACAUGUUUGACUUAAUAUUUGCAUAU
Molecule: messenger RNA, 2651 nt
Organism: Exaiptasia diaphana
Lineage: Eukaryota; Metazoa; Cnidaria; Anthozoa; Actiniaria; Aiptasiidae
Product: galanin receptor type 1-like
Exons: 1
Coding region: 785-1888 (367 amino acids)
Biological process (GO): G protein-coupled receptor signaling pathway
Cellular component (GO): membrane
Molecular function (GO): G protein-coupled receptor activity
Source: RefSeq, a predicted model, not a curated record